UCUCGUUCCUAUAAUUUCCCGGCACUCCGUCGCUACCCAGAGCGAUCUCAGACAACACAAGCCAUUAGAAGCGAACGCCACUGCUUUUGACGAUGGCCAUAAUCGCCGAAUCGUCAGAUGAGAAUUCAAAAGCGCCGCCGCCCUCCGUCGCCCCGCCACUCCCUCAACAGCGAGGAAACUACUCAGACAAUUUGGAAACCCUAGCACAGGCUGCACCGUGGAUUGACGAUGCUCUGCAACAGGCGCGGCAGGCCCAGCAGACUAUAGAAACUGGAAUAGAGAGUGCAAUCGCCGUAACCAAAUCUCGAUUGGAUCGUAUCCUGACCACCUCGUCUGCUCAUUUUAAUCAAACUCUUGAUUCCUUGCAAGAUGUUAAGGCUGAAUAUCAUGUAUAUGAGGACUUAACUUUUGGGAAGAUUAAAGAGGGUAUUAGUAUUGCAGCUUCACAUCCUCUGAUCACAAUAGGAGCUUUUCUCAGCCUUGGAUUCUUGGGUCUGAAAAGACCAAGGCGAUUUUUGUACUACAAAGCAAGAAGCAUAUUUGUCAGUGAAGAGGCCAUGCUUUCUAAAGCUGAUGCAAAAGUCAAAGAGCUGAAGAAAUCCAUUGAUUUUCUGAAGGCAGAGAGUGAGAAAUGGGAGAAGAACGCAGUGCAAGCUGAACAGGAGCUGAUACGGGGAAAGACAAAAUUGAGACAAGCUGGGAAACAAAUUAGGAGUGUUAUUCGCUCUGCUUAUAAGAUAGAAAGACAAGCUGCAGGUCUGAAAGAUGUCCUCAAAGAGCUUCCACGAAGAGAAGCUUCUUUGUUUAGAUCACAAGUUUCCAACCUUGCUUCAGAGGCAAAGAAAGAAAGGAAUUUUCUUACUAAGGAGGUUACAAAAAUAAGCAAUCAUGGCAUCUCGGUCUGAUUCAACCAUUCUCUGCCCACAUACUCUCUCUAGUAGUAGUAGUUUGGCAGAUGAUGGCAAUUGUAUAAAACUGUUCCACCAAAUAAAAGCAAUUUUUAGGAGUUUUUUUUACAACUCAGUCAGGCCAGAUGGAAGUCUUGGCCUUUUCAGUGUUAUUUCAGUAUCAGAAUAUGCCCUAUAAUAUGGCACUUUAAUUACUUGAAAUUAUUUUGAGGCAAGGCUUCAUAUGUUUAUCUUUUGACCUUAUUUUGUAUGUUUUUAUUAUGACAAACGACUUGGAGAUGACAUGGCAAUUUUGUGCAUUUUAAAA
Molecule: messenger RNA, 1215 nt
Organism: Ipomoea triloba (trilobed morning glory)
Lineage: Eukaryota; Viridiplantae; Streptophyta; Magnoliopsida; Solanales; Convolvulaceae
Product: RGS1-HXK1-interacting protein 1
Exons: 9
Coding region: 93-905 (270 amino acids)
Source: RefSeq, a predicted model, not a curated record